Molecule: messenger RNA, 3698 nt
Organism: Culex pipiens pallens (northern house mosquito)
Lineage: Eukaryota; Metazoa; Arthropoda; Insecta; Diptera; Culicidae
Gene: m
Exons: 5
Coding region: 812-2740 (642 amino acids)
Source: RefSeq, a predicted model, not a curated record
AUCAGCUUAUUCCGUCGUUACGUCUUCCCGGGGUAACACGUGUGUGUCCGUCCCGCAAGAUCCGAUUCGUGGCCAAAGAGGGUGAAAUCCGCAGCAUCCCCGCGCAGACCCCCUCUCUCUCGCUCUCUCUCGUGGCCUCCCCGUCGCCGAAUGGGGGAAAGUUGUUUCAACCUGGUAGGCCUAUAAACGGUUAGUUCGUGGUGCGGUCGUUUUUUUGGUGCAAGGUUUUUUUUUGUACAUUUCUCGGAGUGUUUGAGGCGACAAGUUCAAGUUCAAGUGCUGCGCGACAGUUAUACCUUUUUGGCGAGUGAGUUUCGUUUUUCGCUGUGAAAUUAGUUCAUUUUCGUCACUAAAACAAAUAAAAAUUGUAAAAAAAGUGUCAAUAAAAAGAAGAAACCAAUAAAAAAAACGUAAAUUUGAUACACUCAAAGAAAAAAAAAGGAAUAAAAACGCAAGAACCAGAGCCCGAACAAAAUAAAGGAUAAUUGGAUUCAAUAAAUCAUCGUUCAGAGAACAAGUUGGGAGCAAUUCGAGGUUGAAGUUUUUUUGGUCGGAUGCCGUCCUGAAAAAAAAAGCGAGAAGAGUGGUUUCAUUUUCACCCGAGGGAAAGGUUUUUGAAGGGGAAGAACGUACGGAUUUGGAGGAGGAAAAAAACAACUCACAUUCGAAGCAGGUGACGCGAGCCCUUUGCCCGAAGCCGACCCCGGCGAAAGGAGAGGAAUUUUUUCGAGGAGUGCGGAUAUUGCAUCGGAGCUACCUUUUUUUUUCUUCGGUUCGUGGUCGUUGGUGACAACGAGGACCGGCUCCCGCGAUGAGGAGCUUACGGUGGGCUCCCGGUGAGCGGUGGAACCUCCUUCGGAUAUACCUGGUGCUGGCAGUUUCUCUGAUCAAUGUCGCCUCCCCCGCGAACGAAAUCUGGCCGGUGGAGCGCCCGGACGGUAUGCCCCAGAUCACGGCCCUCGAGGUGAUGUGCGGCAAGGACCACAUGGACGUGCACCUGUCGUUCUCGGCACCGUUCGAGGGAAUCGUCAGCUCCAAGGGUCAACACAGCGACCCGCGCUGCAUCUACGUGCCGCCCUCGACGGGCAAGACGUUCUUCACGUUCCGCAUCUCGUACUCCCGGUGCGGCACCAAGCCGGACCUGAACGGGCAGUUCUACGAGAACACCGUCGUGGUGCAGUACGACAAGGACCUGCUCGAGGUGUGGGACGAGGCGAAGCGGCUGCGCUGCGAGUGGUUCAACGACUACGAGAAGACGGCCUCGAAGCCGCCGAUGGUGAUCGCCGACCUGGACGUGAUCCAGCUCGACUUUAGAGGUGACAACGUCGACUGCUGGAUGGAGAUUCAACAGGGCAAGGGACCGUGGGCACCGGCCGUCAGCGGAAUCGUCCCGCUCGGCUCCACGAUGACGCUGGUCGUGGCGAUCAACGACUUCCGCGGCGAGUUCGACAUGCGCGUCAAGUCCUGCGUGGCGUCGGACGGCGCUGGCCACGUGAUCAAGCUGUCGGACGAGUACGGGUGCGUGCUGCGACCGAAGAUGAUCUCACGCUUCCUGAAGGCGCGUGCUCCCGACGAUAAGGCCUCGGUCAUUACGUAUGCGUUCUUCCACGCGUUCAAGUUCCCGGAUGCGCUGAGCGUGCACAUCAAGUGUAAGGUUGAGAUCUGCAGACAUGGAUGUCUGGACCAUUGUCAGCACAGCGGUGCUGGACCUGGACUGCAUGGAGGAAAGCACCACGACUUGCUGGAGCGCAAGGACACGCUGGAGAACCAGCAAAGCAACGACAUUCUGCAGGAGUCCGGAGAAGACGAUGUGGGAGCGAACAACCAGGACGUGUUCUACGACGACAUCAUCCACACGGACAAGAACUUUAACCAGCACCAGCAGCAGGCUCCUCCACCACCACCUCCGCCAUCUCCGAAGAAGAUGCCGAUCCCGGCGAUCCAGAAGAAGAAGGACAGCGGCUACCUGCAGUACCACCACCACAACCGGGAUCCGAUCGACGAGCUGGAGUCGCUCUUCCUGAACGAUCACUCCAUGAUGCCCGCAGAGAUGCUGAAGAAGCACCAACCUCCGCCGCCACAACCCUUGCCUCAGAAGCAGCAGCCCGGUCCCGGUCACAAAUCCGUCGCCCCUCCGGACGAUGAAAAGUUCCCGCACGGACCGCGCCAAAUGGACGCCGAGAAGCGCAUGGGACUCCCGGCCGUCGCCGGACCACGUGCCCUCAACCUGGACGCCGACGACGUCCGGAAUCCGGUCUACGUGAACCAAGUCCAGACGAACCGACGCGUCCGGCGCUCGAUCAAGAUCACCGACCGGAAGGCGCGCUCCACGGACGUCGGCGUCAGCGGCAUCUACGAGGUCAUCUCCGAGGCGGACCUCGCCUUCAACCCGGACACCAAGCAGGAAGCCGUCACCGUCUUCCAGGGCAAGAUCACCGAGGAGGUUGUGUACGGCAUCUGCAUGCCCGUGCCCGGCUUCAGCAUCCUCUUCAUCCUGGUCAUCUCGGCGACCAUCAUCUCGGCCCUGAUCGCCGGCUCCCUGCUCUACCGGUACCAGCUCCAGAAGGAGAUGCUCGCCCAGCAGCAGAGCGGUGUCCCGCCCGUGCACCUCCCCCCCAACAACUUCGCCUCCUGGAUGACGCUCAGACUGUUCCGGUCGAGGCAACAGCAGGCUGCGGCAGCGGCGGCCGCCGCAGCCACCCUCGCAGCGCAUCGGGACAUCACCACGACGGCCCAGUAGGCGGCGCUGACGACGAUCAUGACGCGAUGACGUUUCUUUCCGACUUCCUAUCCUUCCUCUUUUUUGACAGCUAGUAGAAUUGUUCGCGAAUAAUGACAGCACUUACACACACUCACAAACACUUAUUUUGUUUCGGGUUUAUUGCAAUAUUUAUUUAAAACACUCACACACACAAACACACUCUCACGAAAGUGUCAACACGAACAAUGCGGAUGAAAAAUUGAGAAAAGGAAAAACAAUCGAAACAAACAGCGGUAGAAUUUAGGUAGAAGAAUGCAGAAUUCUUAAAGGAGAGUAGUUCAAUAGUUAAAUUUGAACCGUUAGCAUGUUUUUGUUUUUAUUGUAGUUCAGUUUGCUCAAAAAACAGCGCGAGCGACAAUCACUGGAAAACAAUAUGUAAGCGUCUAACGAAGAAGAAAAAAGAGUAAACAGAAGUGAAAACAAAGAUUAUUCUAUACAUUGGUAGAGUUAAUGUUAAUAAAUUGUUAAGUUAAAUAUGUUUAAAGAAACAAGCGCGCACUCAACGUAUGCAUUGAAACAUUAAACUAAAAUUGAACGCCGAGUGGCAAUUUGUAACUGCCCUCGAGCGUGUAAACAAUGAGAGUGAAGUGAAAAAUCAUCGAAAUGCUCAAUCAGUAGUUUUAAAAAAAUGGCGGUUAGUUUAAAAAGCGAAAAAACAAAAUUAAGUUAUUUAAUUUAUUUAUCCGUUUGUUCCACUAGUUGAGGCAUCUUGUGCGGUGAAACGCAGAAAAGAGAAAAAAAUCUAAAGAUUAAUCAACUACUGGAACAAUCGAUCCCAACACCCCCUCAUCCCCCUUUCCCCAAACACGAUUCCUUCCCCUUUUUCAGAAAGAAUGUAAGCAGCAAAAGUGUAAUUUUUGUGCGGUUGGAGAAGAAGAGAAAGUAUUGAAUCCCUGUUAUCGGUUAGUUGAACAAAUUACAGUAUUGUAUAAAAAUA